This is a messenger RNA of Culex pipiens pallens (northern house mosquito), 2652 nucleotides long. RefSeq names its product spondin-1 (gene fat-spondin). The record is from RefSeq and is a predicted model, not a curated record. Bases 154 to 2529 code for a protein of 791 amino acids. Gene Ontology annotation, biological process: cell adhesion. Gene Ontology annotation, molecular function: serine-type endopeptidase inhibitor activity. Gene Ontology annotation, cellular component: extracellular matrix. NCBI's taxonomy places the organism in Eukaryota, Metazoa, Arthropoda, Insecta, Diptera, Culicidae. The transcript has 5 exons.
AUCAGCCGCCGCGUAAUUCAGUCGUGUUCGAGCCUCAGUGUUUUAAAAGGAACGAGAUCCUCGCCGUUGCGACCUCUUCCAUCGGCUGCUGCUGGAACAAGAAGAAGAAAAAGUGUUGAUAAGCCCAGCAGAUAAGGGAUUAAGGCGCAGAACAUGCUGGUGUCCCGAGGAGUGGGACUGCUGCUAGUGGCGCUGGCACUAGCGUCCGUAGAUCCCGGAUGGGCCUGCAGCAAGGUUCCGGUGUUCAACGGGCGCGCUGUGACGAAGGAGAAGAAGGCUGGCGAUAACGGAUACCGGUUGGCCGUGCGGAACGAACCGAGCGGCUACGAACCGGGCAAGAUCUACAACCUGUUCCUGGUCGGCUCGCGGACUCACGUCAAGCUGCAGCAGUUCACCCACUUUAUGCUGACCGCCCAAGCGACCAGUGGAACGGCCAAGAAUGCGCGCACCUUUAUUGCCGGUCCGAAGCGCGUUGGUCGGUUCCAGCUGUUCAGCGACUCGCUGACCCGCUUCUACGAUCACUGCGUCAACACGGUAACGCAAGCCGAUGACUUCCCCAAGACGGAGAUCCAGGUCAUGUGGGUAGCACCGGCAAGCGGAUCCGGUUGCGUCAGUCUGUCAGCGAUGGUUUUUGAGGGUGAGGAUUCCUGGUACUCGGAUGAUGGAGCUCUGACGAAGGUGCUUUGUGAGAUCAAGCCCGAUCCGGGCACGGUUCAGGGAGAGUGCUGUGCGUGUGAUGAGGCCAAGUAUAGCUUCGUAUUCGAGGGAAUCUGGUCCAACGAAACGCAUCCGAAAGACUUCCCGUUCGCCGUUUGGUUGACGCACUUCUCCGACAUCAUCGGAGCGUCCCACGAUACGAACUUUUCCUUCUGGGGUGAGAAUCACAUCGCUACCGAUGGGUUCCGCUCGCUUGCCGAGUGGGGUUCGGUUCGUCAGCUGGAGCAGGAGUUGCGAGCAAAGGGACCACGCCUACGAACGCUGAUCCGAGCCGGUGGACUGUGGUAUCCCAGGGUGAACUCGAACACGACGUCGAACUUCCGCGUAGAUCGAAAGCAUCACAAGGUAUCGCUGGCUUCGAUGUUUGGACCUUCUCCGGAUUGGGUUGUAGGGGUUAGUGGGUUGGAUCUUUGCAGUGAGGAUUGCACCUGGGUUGAGUCGCUGGAUGUCGACCUGUACCCAUGGGAUGCCGGAACUGACAACGGAAUCAGCUACAUGUCUGCCAACUCGGAAACCCAGCCAAGAGAGAGGAUGCACCGCAUCACUACGCUCUACCCGGAAGAUCCACGUGCUCCCUUUUACAAUCCGAAAUCCCGGGAGAUGAUCCCACUGGCGAGAGUCUACUUCCGGCGCGACAAGGUCAUCCACCAAAACUGCGACGACGAGUUUCUCAAAUCGCAGACGUUGGAACUGGCGGAGAACACCGAAGAGGUCACGCGACAGGAGUGCGAGACGACCAGCUACAGCUCGUGGACGCCGUGUUCGGUGACCUGCGGCAAAGGAAUACGCAUGCGAACCAGGGAAUACCUGAAACCGGACAAGGCGGCGCAAUACCAGUGCAACCGACAACUGAUUUCGAAGGAGAUGUGCGUUGCGGAUGUUCAAGAGUGUCCCAACGAAGGUCAGGAACCUGAGGACAGUUCGGAGGACAUCAGAAAGACCGACGCCAACGUGGACGAAGGAGGUGAAGGCGUUGGAGUUUGCAAGACUACCGCCUGGAGCGAAUGGUCCGAGUGCUCGGCAAGCUGUGGAAUCGGUGUGACCAUGAGGACCAGAACUUUUGUGGAUCACAUGGGUCGCAAGAAGUGUCCCCACAUCAGUGUUGUUGAGAAGCAGAAAUGUAUGCAACCGGAGUGUUCCCUAACCGACGUCGAGGUCCCCGACUCCAUGUGCCCCGUAACCACCUGGAGUGACUGGAGUCCGUGCAGCGCCACCUGCGGCAAGGGAGUCAAAAUCCGCACCCGUCUGCUCCUGGUUGGCCCAGAGCUGCAGGAAAAGUGCGCCCAGCGGGUGGAGCUGAACCAGCAGCGACCCUGCACGGAGAAGGCCGACUGUCUGUUUGACGUGUUCACCGCCCGGGAGAUCUGCUCGCAAGCUUCCGAAACGGGACCGUGCCGGGGCAAGUACCAGCGGUACGCGUACGAUUCCGAACGGGACAUUUGCGUUCCGUUCUUCUACGGAGGCUGCCGUGGCAACCGGAACAAUUUCCUGACCAAUGAGGACUGCAUGCAGACUUGUCGCGCUGUUAAGGAACAAUCAACGAACCGUGACGCCCAUCGUCAUCCGACAGCGGGACCGCCGCGGCAUCAGCGUCAGCAGCAACCGCAGCAAUUCCAACAUCAGGAAGAGGACGGACUUCCGGUGGAUUGCGUGCUGUCCGAUUGGACCGAGUGGAGUUCGUGCAGCGUCACCUGUGGAACCGGGAGAUCCGAGCGGUACCGCAACGUGCUCGUGCAGGCCAAGAACGGUGGUCAGCCCUGCCCCGGGCGGAUUGUGAAGCGGCGGAAGUGCACUGGGCCGCCGUGCGCUUGAGGUGGACGCUGGAGAUGCAUCCCUUCUCAAUACUUGGGAAUUUGAGUUUUCCAAGAAUAUUUUUUCACAAAAUUGGGGAGACGUUUCGAUUGAAGAAAUAUAAAUAAAAUUUUAUUAAAUAUA